Cynoglossus semilaevis (tongue sole) is the source of this 6164-nucleotide messenger RNA. RefSeq names its product ribosomal protein S6 kinase, polypeptide 3b (gene rps6ka3b). The record is from RefSeq and is a predicted model, not a curated record. NCBI's taxonomy places the organism in Eukaryota, Metazoa, Chordata, Actinopteri, Pleuronectiformes, Cynoglossidae. The coding region runs from base 723 to 2897 and encodes 724 amino acids. Gene Ontology annotation, molecular function: ATP binding; protein serine/threonine kinase activity; magnesium ion binding. The transcript is spliced from 21 exons. Gene Ontology annotation, biological process: intracellular signal transduction; protein phosphorylation.
UUAAUACCAGGGUCAGGCUCAGUAGAAAUGUAGUUUACAUCCCAACAGUACAAAAUAUUAUUUAAAAAAAAGUUCAAGGCGCACAGAGUGUGUGUGUGUGUGAGAGAGCACUGUCAGACCACAGGUGCAUGGUUUGCAGUUUUGAUCCUGUGAUUAAGAGGUGCUACAUGAGCAUUCUGUCGUCACAGAUCUGAUCCUCCAUCUGUGUUCUGAGUCACACAAACACACACGCACACAUUCAACACACAAACACACACUCACAAAUACAGAAAUACGUAACAUACAAACUGAAAAAUGUCUUCAUUUUUACCUUAAAUUACUGUGACAUUUUUACCCUCAGUUAAGUGUCUUAAAUACUUCCACCGCUGCUGCACAGCUAGACGAAUCCCCAACCUUUCUCCAAACACGCACACACAAACGUAUACACACACGGCACACAGUCUGCAAAUUUAUUUCUCUUGGGGACAGGCGAGAAUAAGAGAGAUAGAGGUGAGAACAGUUCAAAUAAAGAUAGAAAAAGCGAGAAAUUAGAAUCGAGAGGGAAGUGAGAGAGAACAGGAGGGAGGAGAGAGAGAGAGAGAGAGAGGGUAAGAUUUCUCCAGAGAGAGAGAGACGGAGAGAGAGACGGAGAGAGAGACGGAGAGAGAAAUAGAAAGGUAGGGAGACACAGAGAGGCUGAAGUGUCAGUCGGGAGCAGAAAGCGUCCUCUCAGUUGAUGCAGCAUGUUUGCACCGCACAAACUGGGCCGAAGUCGAGAACACUACAGAACCCACAAUGCACUGGGACAACCAGCGGCCAGCACCUGGGAACUGCAGGAUGACAUGCAGUUCAAGGAGAUCAACAUCACUCACCAUGUGAAGGAGGGAUCAGAGAAGGCCGACCCUCGUCAGUUCGAGUUGAGAAAAGUUCUGGGACAAGGCUCCUUCGGCAAGGUGUUUUUGGUGAGAAAGGUCACGGGGCCAGAUGCUGGUCAGCUGUACGCCAUGAAGGUCCUGAAAAAAGCCACAUUAAAAGUUCGUGACCGGGUCAGGACAAAGAUGGAGAGAGACAUCCUGGUGGAGGUCAACCAUCCCUUUAUCGUCAAAAUGCACUAUGCCUUUCAGACUGAGGGGAAGCUGUACUUGAUCUUGGAUUUUCUUCGAGGAGGAGAUCUCUUCACUCGUCUGUCAAAGGAGGUGAUGUUCACAGAGGAGGACGUAAAGUUUUACUUGGCUGAACUCGCCCUGGCGCUCGACCACCUUCACGGCCUUGGCAUCAUUUACAGAGACCUCAAACCGGAGAACAUCCUGCUGGAUGAAGAAGGACACAUCAAGUUAACUGACUUUGGCCUCAGCAAGGAGUCGAUAGACCACGAGAACAAAGCCUACUCCUUCUGUGGUACUGUAGAGUACAUGGCUCCAGAGGUGGUGAACAGGCGAGGACACACACACAGCGCUGACUGGUGGUCAUAUGGCGUACUCAUGUUUGAGAUGCUGACGGGAACGCUGCCAUUUCAAGGCAAAGACCGGAAGGAGACGAUGACCAUGAUCCUCAAGGCCAAACUGGGAAUGCCUCAGUUCCUCAGCUCCGAAGCUCAGAGUCUCCUCAGGAACCUCUUCAAACGCAACCCCGCCAACAGAUUAGGAGCUGGACCAGACGGAGUAGAAGAGAUUAAGAGACAUUCCUUCUUCAGCACCAUUGACUGGAAUAAACUCUUUCGGAGAGAAAUUCACCCUCCUUUUAAACCAGCCGCUGGUCGACCAGAUGACACAUUCCACUUUGACCCUGAGUUCACUGCAAAAACACCCAGAGACUCUCCAGGUGUUCCUCCCAGUGCUAAUGCCCAUCAGCUCUUCAGAGGAUUCAGCUUUGUGGCGAUCACAGAGGAGGAAACACAACCAUUGCCCAACACAAUAGUUCAGCAACUUCACCGCAGUACGUCGCUGUUCUCAGACGUCUACGACAUCAAAGAGGACAUUGGCGUCGGCUCCUACUCCAUCUGUAAACGCUGCGUACACAAAGGCACCGGAAUGGAGUACGCUGUCAAGAUUAUCAGCAAAUCAAAGCGAGACCCAACAGAAGAGGUGGAGAUCCUGCUGAGAUACGGACAACAUCCCAACAUCAUCACACUGAAGGACGUUUACGAUGACGGCCGCUCCGUCUACCUGGUGAUGGAGCUGAUGAAAGGUGGAGAGCUGCUGGACAAAAUCCUGCGACAGAAGUUCUUCUCUGAGCGAGAAGCCAGUGCUGUUCUCUACACCAUCACCAAGACGGUGGAGUACCUGCACGUACAGGGGGUGGUGCACAGAGACCUGAAGCCCAGUAACAUCCUCUAUGUGGACGAGAGCGGGAACGCCGAGUCCAUCAGGAUCUGUGACUUUGGUUUUGCCAAACAGCUGCGAGCGGAGAACGGCCUGCUCAUGACGCCCUGCUACACUGCAAACUUUGUUGCACCAGAGGUAUUAAAAAAGCAAGGUUAUGACGCAGCCUGUGACAUCUGGAGCCUGGGAGUUCUGCUCUACACCAUGUUAACAGGCUUCACUCCCUUUGCUAAUGGACCAGAGGACACACCAGAGGAGAUUCUGGCUCGUAUCGGCAGCGGGAAGUUCUCACUCACUGGGGGAUACUGGACAUCUGUCUCCACGGAGGCUAAGGAUUUGGUGUCUCGGAUGCUGCAUGUGGACCCACACCAGCGGCUGACAGCAGGUCAAGUCCUCAGACAUCCGUGGGUGACACACAGAGACCAGCUGCCUAAGUACACGCUCAACAGGCACGACGCACCACAUCUGGUUAAGGGUGCGAUGGCUGCCACCUACUCUGCCCUCAACAGGAACGUCCCUCCAGUCCUAGACCCUGUGGGCUGUUCCACUUUGGCACAACGGAGGGGGAUGAAGAAGAUCACCUCUACUGCUCUGUGAACUUUAACCCCCCCCACACCCUCACCCCUCCCCUCCUAUCAACUCAGACCUCGAUCUGACCUCUGCUGGACCCUCUACCCUCCUCUCCCGUCCACUCUGGGAUGGUCCGGCAGGACAGACUACUGAUGAAGCCAGGAACUGCUAACGCCAAAAUAUGAGCAAAGAGUUGGCCACUGAUGCCUGGCCCUGCCCCCCCCUCCACUUCUUGUCCCUCCCCUGCACCUUAGCAGACUCCUCUGAUUGGCUUAUAUCGCUGUCUUAAAGUAGAGUCUUACUCUGGUUUGGCGUCACCAAUCGUCAGUUCUGCAGUGUCUUUUCUUCUCUGCUGUCGAGGCUCAGUCUUCCAGCAGAAGUUUUGCUUCGGACAAUCAAAACUGCCUCAUUAAAAUUCCCAGAGCAGCAUCAGGAAAAUGAAAGAACUGUGUUUACUCGCUUCAAAACCAAUGGAAAGAUCUGCUGAACACACACACACACACACACACACUGAGCUAACGUAUGUAUUUAAAAGGAAACUAUUGUUUUUGUUAUUCAAACCUCGCAUUUUUUGUGUGGGGAUGGGCAUUUAAAAAAUCGGAAACAAACGUAGCUGGAAAUUAUUUCACAAAUAUUGUGGUUUUUCUCAUUGCUGCCCAAUGACGAUUAGGAAUUUAUUCUGUGUCCUCCCCAGACCAGCUGUUAGCCAAAGGGCCGAGGCCUCAGGUCUCACAAAAGCUAUGACAAUCUGUGCAACAUGUCCAUAAUAACCCACAUCAAAGGAUGUAGAAAAAAAGCACACAGGAGUUGUUGUUCCACGACUGAGUUGAAGUGUGAUGUGUUGAAUAUUGAUUUGUUUUAAGUCCUCGGUUUAUGUCUUUUCACCUCAAUGACAUAAACCAAUCAUACAAGGUAGCAGUUGACCUGCUGACCUUUUGUCCAGACAUGAUAAAUGUGUAAGAGCGGAUGGAUUUAAGGUGGAAAAACCUCCUCAGAUGUUGUAGACCUGGAGUGGAAUACAUUCUAGUUGGAUAUUUGUUGGCAGUUGUAUGUAAGUACAGCUUGAAAACAAACAAGAGUUGAUGCUCCCUCUCCACCGGGUUUAAACGUUACACAGCACAGUAGUUAUGGCCCUUGUUUUCAGGUCAUUGUGAAGCUCGAGUCAUCCCUCAAAUCAGACAGAAGUGAUCAAUAAAUAGAUUCCUAUCAUAGCCUUGUAUACUGAGACAGUACUAUGGUCUGCUUUCUUUGGUUGACCAUUUUAUUUUCGUAUAAUUUCAGUUUUCAUUCUCUCUCAACAGUCUGAAGAAUCAGCUUUUUGUGCCUCGGUUCCGGGACGUAUGUGAUUUUCUUAAGUGUAGAGGACGAGCGUUUUUAACAGAGCUGAGCUGCCGCUUAACUUACACUGCCUCUGUGUGGAGGAAAUAAGAACUGCAUUACUUAUUACUCUGAUUACAGCUGUUGUCACAUUAACUGUCAGUCCAUGAGCCAUGCUUAUCCCUACUGUGUUAAUAGACUUCCUUUUUUACGCCUGACUGGCCUUAAGGGUGACGUCAUAAAUGUUUGCGGUUAGUGGCAGGAGACAGUUAGUCAGCGAUUAGCAGACUAGCUCACACUUUAAAAAAAGAUUUAUGCUACUUCCAUAUUGUACUGUAGAGUCUGGUCUUAACUCAACAUUUGUAAGAAAAAGGGAGACUUUGUGAGUGUAUUUGGAAAGUAAGUCAGAGUCAGUUUCAAAGGAAUUCAAAUGUGACCAUUCAACCCUUUUGAGCCUUGAAAACAGUUCAAUACUGCAGCACACAAACGGUUUGGGCGAGGGUAUUAUUACCUCAAUGUCACACUGUAGUAAAGGCGAAAAAUUAAAAAAAAAAUCAGUCAGUUCAGCCAAUAAACUGUUUCUGUUAAAAACAACAAUUGUAGAUCAACACAAACAGGAUUUGUUUUUGUUUUUUACUGUAACGCCUGCACAAAUCACUUCACCAUUUUCACGUGCCCCCUCUCUAUUAUGCACUGCACCAAAUUAUGCACGAAGAUAGACAUUUACAACAAUCAAAAUAGGAAAAAGUAUAAUGUAAAAACCUGCAACAUGUUUUUGUUUUCUUUGGUCGUCAACAAGUUUCACUGAAAGUGGAGAAUUUUCUGUACGAGCCAUGUGAUCACUGUCACGCAAUGAUGACACAAAUGAACCGCAGAGCAAAAUGUAAAUACUCCUCACUAAACAAACUCAGGUUUCUACAAAUCAAAGAGGAUGCAUUCUGUAAACGCCACGAGGGCGUGGUUAUAAAGCACACACACAAAACGCAGGAUGGCGCUGCAGUUUCUAAAUAAUGAGAAGAAGAGGAAGAAGAUUUUUUUUUCUUUCAAAACCAAAGUCUUGGUCUGAUGUUGGGACAAUUUGUCUUCAGGUGGUUUUUGUUAUGAAAUCCAACUCUUUAAUCAUGAUGUGUUGAUGAGCCUGCAGACAGUUAACUGAACCCUUUAGAUCCUUGUCAUAAGUUGAUGUGAUGUCUGAUGGGUAAAACUAUUAAGUUAGUUCACCCAAACAACUAGAAAGACAAACUACUGGGAGUACUACUACUGGAAGAAGUACAGCAAACAAGACUUACACUUGAUCUGGCACAAGAUUUAAAUUGCAAUUUAAGACUAGCACACACUCCCCCUAGUGCCGGGGUUUAAUAUGCAACUUGGAAAAGUGUCUUAGCCUGUGAUGCAAAUUAAAAUUAUUGAUGAUUUCCAGAUCAGGUGACUAAUUACAGCACAAACCUCCACUGGGCUGCACAACAACCAUUCACUAUCUGUAAAAUCAUAGCCAUUUAAUUGACAAGAUCUGCCUGUGAUGCAAAGAAACCACUAAAUGAAAAAGGUGCCAAAUUGACUGCAUAUAAAAGUCAUAGAGAGGACACGGCAUCUAUUCUGUGAUUCGAUGACCAGGAUCAUCAUCAUCUUCUUCCUCUUCUUCAACCUACAGCGUUCAUUAAGGUGAAUCGUGGGAGACUUUUUUUCGUCGCUGCUCUUAGACGAAAUGUUUGUGUUUGUGGAUUUGCAUAUGAAAUAAAUAUAUAUAUAAGUUGAUCUGGGAUAAAGGAAUGUAAAAGGAACGAUAAAACUUUUUUUUCCUGUAACUGUAAAAAGGUGAACAGCUUUUUCUCUCUUCUUCCUCUUCUCGGUUUCCUGCUCCUGUCACAGAUGCAGUCAGUCCUGCUGCUGCUCCAACUCUCUGUUUUUGUAUCUGCACUGAGAGUUGGACUUUAUACAAAAAAAAAAAACAAUAAAAUGGAUGAAAAACCACACAAA